Messenger RNA from Carica papaya (papaya), 1654 nucleotides. The record is from RefSeq and is a predicted model, not a curated record. NCBI's taxonomy places the organism in Eukaryota, Viridiplantae, Streptophyta, Magnoliopsida, Brassicales, Caricaceae.
UUGAAUGAUGAACGAGGCCGAACGGAGUGUCCUAGGGUUACAGAAGCAGAUAAAGAAUGAGAGAGGCGGAGCUCGCGCGAAGAAGAAAUUGAAGUGAGCUGCAGGUAUUUGGGACGAAAGACGAAGCUGAAAAAUAGCAGACCCGGUGCGAGCAAGAUGUCCUGAUUGUUGUUAGUAUCUCCUGACACGUCCGGCUUUGGGCUUUGGGUCUUUGAUUUAUGGCAGUCGGAAACAUAUUUGAUCAGUAAUAUAAUGGAGGAAGGGGAGAGCAUUAUACAAGCCAUCUACGAGGAAGAUGACUUUGAAGAUGUCGAAGAUGUUGAAAUGUUUGAUGUGGAAGAAGGAGAGAUUGUGGGAGAGAAAUCACCAGAAGUUGGAAAAGGCGGUGCCAAUGAUGUCAGUAUAGGAAAUCAAGGAUCCCAAAGCAAAAAUCGGAGGCGUAGAGCAAAUAAGAAGAAGAAUAAGAAAAAGAGGAGUGGUUCAGCACCUGUUACAGAUAUAAACAGGUUUGUGUUAGAAACAUGUAGACGUCUGAAAGAAAAGAAAUCGUAUAUGGUAUAUGCUGCGGUUGGUUGUCUGGGGAUUUCUGCAUUAAGUGAUCUUGUCAGUGAGAUUUUUCUUGUUGAAGCUUUUAUGGUGAUUCAACUCCUGUGCUCUGUGCUGAGAUAUAACUUGCCAAACCACUUCGUCAUUAACUUUUUGUGUAGGUUGAUAUGUAUUCUCUGCUUCUUUCUAUCAUUUAUAACACAUGCAUAUGGUGUCAUCUCUGUAGAUGUCACUAUAUUUUUGUUUUUAGUUAGUGCCUCAUUCAGCAAAAAGAGCUGGCAGUGAAAGACAAUUCUAGAAUUCUAACUGAGAGCUAGUAGCUGAUUCCUUUUCAUCCGGAUAAAUAAAUGCCUCUGGUUUCUAAAUAUUUUGAUCUUAAACAUUUAAUUGAUUAGUGAUUGAUUUGAAUUUUUGAAAUAUUUUUACAGAAUUUUUUAACAAAAUACUUUUGAGUAACAAGGUUAUAUGUUCUCUGCUAGCUGACAUGUGACGAAUGUUGCAAGAGUCCUAGGAAUCUGUUACUAUUCCCUAUUACUUAUGCAUUACUGAGGUCUCAUUUUCUUAUUUGUGUUGCAGAUUAUUUGUGUUAUUACUUCUUUGCAAUUUCAUGGGGAUAAGCAUUGGCUGUUGAUUUUCACAGUCAGUAACUUUUGUGGAAAAUCAGUAAUUUGGGACAAACAUUGUUUCUUCAGGGAUUUCUUGCCUGGAGGUUUUGGUGGUUGCCUCUAUUUUUAUGUUCCCUUUUUUCACUGUACUUGCUUGAUUCUUUUUCAAAUCCACAGUGAAAGAUCUAUACCAUAUAUGCAAAUAUAGGACUGUUAAUUUUGGGAACUGGGUGGUAUUUUCUCGCUCUUCCUCUUUGUGUGUUGAGAUGCAUGAAUCUGUUCUUGGUUUAAUCGCUUUACCAUGAAUAUUAUGUUAACUUCCAUUUUGAUGAGUAAUUUAAAUUCCCUUACUGUGGAAGAGCAGUAGCUUUGAUAAUUUCUUCAAUAUUAUAUGUUGUACACUUUUAAUAAUGAUCACUAGAAUUUCCUUGUUUUAAUAUGUUUGAACUUCUUGCCUUUGUAUCCAGUUGUAUAUUUUGUACCCAUCUAAUAGUAAAGACAUA